Messenger RNA from Hirsutella rhossiliensis, 1623 nucleotides. RefSeq names its product cytochrome p450 domain-containing protein. NCBI's taxonomy places the organism in Eukaryota, Fungi, Ascomycota, Sordariomycetes, Hypocreales, Ophiocordycipitaceae. Gene Ontology annotation, molecular function: oxidoreductase activity, acting on paired donors, with incorporation or reduction of molecular oxygen; monooxygenase activity; heme binding. The record is from RefSeq and is a predicted model, not a curated record. The transcript is spliced from 8 exons. Bases 1 to 1623 code for a protein of 540 amino acids.
AUGCCGGCCCCCCAGGGUACCCUCCUCGCCACUGUCUGGCAAAGCCUGGACGACACGUUGAGAGGCCAUAGUCCUCCGACUUUGAACUUUUUGCUUGCGGCGACGGGGCUGUGUGUGUUUGCCUACGCCGUCGGGCUGGCCACGUAUCGGCUCUUCCUGUCUCCCAUUGCCGGGAUUCCAGGACCCAAGUUGGCUGCCAUCUCUUUCUGGUAUGAGAUAUACUACGAUGUCUGGCUCGGAGGGCGGUACUACAGCAAGAUCGAGGAGAUGCACAAAGUCUACGGCCCCAUCGUGCGCAUCAACCCUUACGAGGUUCACUUCAACGACCCCGACUUCAUCGACUCCAUCUUUCCAGGCCCAGCAAGAAAGACCAACAAGUACUUCUUCACCGGCCAAAGAACAGGAACCCAAAACUCCAUAGUGGCCACAAUAGACCACGACGUGCAUCGUAAGCGUCGCGGUCCCAUCAGCGUAUACUUUUCCACGGCAAGUAUCCGGAGGCUGGAGCCCCUCAUGCAAGAACACUUGGCCAAGCUUCUGUCGAGGAUGGAAGAGGCUGGGAGGCGCGGCGAGGUCUUGCCGAUGCAUUACGUCUUCCGGGCGGCCACGAGCGACAUGAUCACCAAGUACGCCUUCGGUGAUUCAUUUCACUUCCUGGACCGGAAGGACUUUGCCAUGCCGUACAUGGAGUCGACAAACGUCUUCUCCAUGCUCAACCAUACCUUUUGCCACUUUCCCUGGGUUGGCGCCUUGCUUGCGUGGGCACCGCCCUGGGCCGUCAAAGCAUUGAUUCCCUCGUUGGCAGAGAUGUGGGACAAGCAACUGAUGUGGAUUGAGAGGGUCCAGCAACUCCGGCAGUCCAAGAAAGCCGACUCUGAACGAGUCAAGAGCACCAUAUUCGAGGGCAUCCUGGCUAGUAGCAGCAUACCCGAGGAGGAGAAGACGGACGCCAGAUUGGCGCACGAAGCGCAGCUCAUCGUGUUCGCUGGUGAGGACACAACAGCACACACCCUCCAAGCCGCGCUCUACGAGUUGCUCGCCAACCCGUCCGAGUUUGCAAAAGUAAAGGCAGAGGUUGUCUCGGCUAUACCAGACCCGGACCAGAUUCCAGCCUUCUCCCAGGUAGAUAAUCUGCCGUAUCUAAACGCCGUCAUCCAGGAAACGAUACGUGUCCAUCCAGGCGUCGUCUCGCGCCUGCCACGCGUCUCUCCCCAGUCAGCCAUCGUCUACACAGACAAGCAAAGGGGCAAGGAAUACAUCAUCCCCCCAGGGACGUCGACCAACAUGACGGCGCAGAUCGCACACAUGAAUCCGGACGUGUUCCAGGAUCCGUACGAGUUCCGCCCGCAGCGGUGGCUCGACAAUCCGCGGAUCGACAGGGCAUUCAUUGGCUUCGCCAGGGGGACGAGGAACUGCAUCGGCAUGGCCCUUGCGCGUCGCGAGCUGUCACUGUUCCUCGCGGCCAUUGUCCGCAAGUAUGACAUUUACCGCGGACAGCACGACUGCCCGACGCUGGAGCUGUUCAAGACGAGUCGUGCGAGGGACAUUGACUUGAGCCGUGACUAUAUUCUCCCGUUUCCCACAAAGGGGAGCCAUGGACUACGCGUCAAGGUGCGUAAUUAG